Messenger RNA from Seminavis robusta, 653 nucleotides. The record is from the annotation of a GenBank genome assembly. Lineage: Eukaryota; Bacillariophyta; Bacillariophyceae; Naviculales; Naviculaceae.
CUAGAGUAGUAUGACCGUCCUCAUCAGUACCGGUAGCACUCACACAGCUACUAGCUAGUACUCUAAUAAUAAAUACCAGUCUAUGGCCAGCUGCCCAUUGGAAAGUGCUUUUAUUCUUUGCUCACAAAUCCAUCUGUUCGACCAGCGCCACCUCAGUUUUCUAGACUAGUACUAGUAGUACCCAAUACUUUCUUUUCUCGAAUCAAGACAAGAUGACGAUUGCAUCUCUCUCCAUCGUUGGGCAACACCGCACAGGCGCCGAGACGAAAGUGAUGCAGAUCUUUCUGAGUGCGCCAAAGUCGGUUCGUCAAUUUUUGGACAUGCGGUGCUUGGAAUCCGGACGGCGGAUUCGUUGGCCCGAUAACGUACCCGUCGCAGCUUCGAUCGACGGAGGCCAAGAUACUCAUGGCGUCGACCUCUACUUGCUGUUGUCGUGGAUGGAGGAGAGCUUUGGGCCAAUGUUUCAAGUCGCCACAGAAAAAAACGGAAAUGUCAUUUACCUGUUCCGGAGUGCUGCGCCCGUGCACACCAUCCCUUGCAUGUAAGAAACUACCACAAAGUAUCUAUCGUCGCACCAACCCGUACCCUUCUUUUAUUAAUUAGUAUUACAUGUAUACAUGCCAUAUAGAAACAAGACAGUUAAAACCUUUGCA